Dendroctonus ponderosae (mountain pine beetle) is the source of this 1314-nucleotide messenger RNA. RefSeq names its product venom acid phosphatase Acph-1-like. Bases 81 to 1190 code for a protein of 369 amino acids. The transcript is spliced from 6 exons. Gene Ontology annotation, molecular function: phosphatase activity. NCBI's taxonomy places the organism in Eukaryota, Metazoa, Arthropoda, Insecta, Coleoptera, Curculionidae. Gene Ontology annotation, biological process: dephosphorylation. The record is from RefSeq and is a predicted model, not a curated record.
AUCGGCAACAUUUUGCUCCAGACCCCUAAGAACAUCGUUUCAGACCACAUCUCUGGUGGAAACGUUCACUCGCAACAACCAUGGUUCUUAAGGCUUGUGCGGUUUUAUUUCUGAUCCUGGGAGUCCAGUGGACGUUGGAAUGGGAAACUCUGGAGCCUAGUGACGACACCUUGGUGCUCACCCAUGUGUUGUUCCGACAUGGCAACAGAACGGCCGACAAGGACCACGAGCUCUACCCCAAGGACCCCUAUUUGCACGAGCCCUACUACCCUUACGGUUCAGGUCAGCUCACCAAGGUGGGAAAGCACAAGGAGUUCUCUGUAGGGAGAUCGCUGAGGGAGCGCUACCACAAUUUCCUAGGCGAGUUUUACUAUCCGGAAGUAAUUGAGGCCUACAGCACUGAUUACAAUCGCACCAAAAUGUCGCUGCAGCUCGUCCUGGCCGGUCUGUUUCCUCCCAGAGAAGAGGACCUGUUCGAGAACAGCAUUCUCUGGCAGCCAGUGCCUUUCAACUACCUUCCAAAGUACCAGGACAAGGUCCUACUUGGAGUGCUCUGCCCCAACUAUUUGGAGAUGUAUGAAGACAUCAGCAACUCGCAAGAGAUCUUGGAGAGGUUCGCUCAACAUUCAGCGACCUUUGACUACAUUUCCGAACACACCGGACUCAAGGUUUCCCGCUUUUUCCACCUCUACAACCUCUACUUCGGACUGUCCACUGAGGAGGAGUGGGGUUUCACCUUACCGGAGUGGACCAGACCCGUGUGGCCCCACACCAUUACAAAUCUAGCCAUUCAAGACUACUUUGUAUCGAUGCAUACGCAUGAAAUGCGCCAAAUGGCCACCGGGUACUAUUUGGAAAAAGUGAUAGAAGACACCAAGAAUAAGAUCUUGAGCAGCAAAAGCCCUGGCAGGAAGAUGCACCUUUACUCCGCCCAUGAGAACAACAUCGCUGAGCUGCUGAUCAGUUUGGGCGUUUUCGAACAUCCCCAUGUGCCAAAUUACGGCGCCUGGGUGUCUUUGGAGGUCCAUUUCAUCAACAACAUCUACGGCAUUAAGGUCUUUUACGAGAACCAUGAAGGAGAAGAACCACAACUGCUCUCCAUACCAGACUGCGGUAGUUUCUGUCCCUUGGACAGGUUUAUCGCUAUCACUGAGCCGUUGAUUCCAUCACCGAACUUGUGCGGGAUCUAGUUGGAUUGGAUUGCGGUGGCUUUGGCGGAGAAUCUCCUAUGUUGUGAAUGUCCUAAGUUAUUUGAAUGUCCCAUUUUCGCCACCGCUUUUUUUUUGCAGUUGAAAUAAAUGUUUCCCACUGUUA